Molecule: messenger RNA, 787 nt
Organism: Anastrepha ludens (Mexican fruit fly)
Lineage: Eukaryota; Metazoa; Arthropoda; Insecta; Diptera; Tephritidae
Gene: Rcd4
Product: protein PPP1R35 homolog
Exons: 2
Coding region: 72-674 (200 amino acids)
Source: RefSeq, a predicted model, not a curated record
CAAUAGAAGAAAACGAUUAGCGGUUUUAAAAGUAGACUAUCGGCUCUGUCGCCGUUUAAUGUUAUUUAAAAAUGUCAAAUUACCAAAAAAAGUCCCUUAGCACUUUAAGUAAAAAUUCAACGUGUCGAAAGAAUGUGGUCAAUCCCAGCUGUAGUAUUAUGUGCAAAAACAAACUUCAAGCACAGUCGCACAGUUCUUGCCCAUCUGCUAACCAAGUGCAAGCUGUAAAGGUAGCCGCGAGCAUUGGUUCUAAUGGAGAUAAAAUUGUCAGGAAAUAUAACACACCCCAACUGAACAGCGUUUUGCGCGAAGUUAAUCAAAUAGAGAACAUCGAGGCUAUGCGACCGCCAUUAUUUAAGCAGGAUAUUGAUUUGACACCCCGCUCGAAAGCGAUCAUCGCACCAAAAGUAACCCAAAGGCUGAAUUUCAAUACUGAUCAAGUAGUCUUUAAAAAUCUCACACCUAUUAAUGUUAAUGAUUCAAUAUUGAUUCAGAAACACAAUGCAUGCCCUAAUAAGUAUAAGAAACUUAAUAAGGUACUAUUCCCAGAAUUGUAUCACUGGCUAGAACCUUUGCCGGCAUUAAAACAUACAAUUGAUGAACCAGAAAUAACGCUAGAAUUUUGUGAGGAAGAACUUGACCCUUUUCAAAGUUAUCUACGCCUAUUAAACUGAAAAAUAUUUUGUAAUUUUAAUUUGUAUAUUUCGUAAAUACGAUUUUUUUGUAUUUGAUAUAUUUCAGUGACAUUCUUAUCCAAUAAAAUUCAUGACAACCAAGUGUAAUAUAA